CAAAAGUCAGUGAGAGAGAGAGAGAGAGAGAGAGAGAGAGAGAGAGAGAGAGAUCAGUUGGAAGUGAAAGUGAAAGUCAGCAGGUUGUUUUAGUGAAGAGUAAAAACAUGAAGUUCUUUGUGGAAUAAAAUCACAGAUCCAGUUAUGUUUAUAAUAUAAAACAUUUGACUUUUUGUUAUAAUGUCUCGGGAGUGUGAGAAACUCCAGACCUCUGAAAUGAGUCUACAAGAGGAGAAGCACAAGAGUGGGACUGAGGAAAGGCCAGACUCCCCUGUGUCCAGCUGUGUGUCUCUCAAGAGUGACCAAUCAAUGGUAAUCCCUCUCCACUUUACAGGUGGAACAUCCUCUAUGGAAAGUGGAUCUGAGGAAAGGCCAGACUCCCCUGUGUCCAGCUGUGUGUCUCUCAAGAGUGACCAAUCAAUGGUAAUCCCUCUCAACUUUACAGGUGGAACAUCCUCUAUGGAAAGUGGACCCGACAAAAGGCCAGACUCCGCUGUGUCCAGCUGUGUGUCUUUCAAGAGUGACAAAUCAAUGGUAAUCCCUCUCAACUUUACAGGUGGAACAUCCUCUAUGGAAAGUGGAACUGAGAAAAGGCCAGACUCCCCUGUGCCCAGCUGUGUGUCUUUCAAAAGUGACAAAUCAGUGCCAGUCUCUCCCAGCAUUAAAGGUGGAUCAUCCUCUAUGAAAAGACGGAAUUCCUCCUCAGCUAAGCAUCUAACUAGCACUGACAAAAUUGGAGAAAUGCACUUUAAGGAAAGAGACGACCCUGAGAAAGCAUUUUUAAGAAGUCUCAAUUUAGAUAAGAAGAUUAAAGACUUCCUUCACAACAUCUUUACAGAUCUUGAGAAUAAAAUGAUUGUAUUUAUAAAACAUGAGCUGGAGAUGUUUAAGAAAUUUCUAAGAAAAGAAAACACAAAGUAUUACCAAGAUGUGAAGGAUGAUCUGCGGAGUAUUAAAGAAGCAGCUCUUGAUAUGGCAUUGUACUUUCUGAAGUUGAUGGAACACAAUGACCUCGCUGAUGCACUCCAAGAUUCACAGAUAGGAGUUCAGCAGCGUGCACUCAAAUCAAACCUGUGUAAGAAGUUUCAACAUGUGUGUGAAGGAAUUGCAAAGCAAGGAGAGUCCAACAUUCUCAACAAGAUCUACACAGAUCUGUACAUCACUGAAGGUGGAGUUCAACAAAUGAAUGAACAACAUGAAGUGAGACAAAUUGAAAAGCAAAAAACUAGUGUGAAAGCUGAAGAAAAUGAAAUGGAACAAGAGGAACAAAUUGAAUGCAAGAACAUGUUCACACCAUCACCUGGAGAAGAAAAACCCAUCAGAACUGUGGUGACACAGGGGGUCGCUGGUAUCGGAAAAUCCAUCUGUGUGCAGAAGUUUGUUCUAGACUGGGCUGAAGGGAAAGAAUAUCAGGACAUCAAGUUCAUAUUUCCACUGCCUUUCAGAGAACUGAACCUGAAAGAAAAAGAAAAAUGCAGCUUGAGGGACGUCAUCUCUCAUUUUUUUCCAGAAACAAAAGGAAUGAGAUUCACAGACAGGUAUAAAGUCAUGUUCAUCUUUGAUGGCCUGGAUGAGUGUCGACUUCCUCUAACAUUCCGUAAAAACCAGAAGUGGACUGAUGCAUCAAUGCCAGCCUCACUGGACACUAUAAUGACAAACCUCAUUGAAGGAAAUCUGCUUCCAUCUGCUCUCAUCUGGAUAACCACUCGACCAGCAGCAGCUGCUAAGAUCCCUGCUGAACAUGUGGACCGGGUCACAGAGGUGCGUGGCUUCAAUGAUGUACAAAAGGUGGAGUACUUCAGGAAGAAAAUCAGUGAUGAGAGUCUGGCCAACAGAAUCAUUGGUCAUAUUAAAGGAUCAAGAAGCCUCUUCAUCAUGUGUCAUAUUCCAGUCUUCUGCUGGAUUUCAGCCACUGUACUUGAGGGGAUUUUGGGAAGAUCAGACAGUGAAGACAUUCCACAGACUCUGACGGAGAUGUACACAUGUUUUCUGAUCUUUCAGACCGUACAGGAGAACAAGAAAUACAAUAGAAAUAAUGCCUCAGACAUUCCAUGGGAUAAAGAGGGAAUUCUUUCAUUGGGAAAGCUUGCCUUUAGUCACCUGGAAAGAAACAACCUGAUUUUCUAUGCAGAAGAUCUAAAAGCCUGUGGAAUUGACUCCAGUAACCUAGCAGUGUACUCAGGAGUGUGCACUCAGGAGACUGGCAGAUUUCUAGGCACAGUUUUCAGCUUUGUGCAUCUCAGCAUUCAGGAGUUCACUGCUGCUUUGUUUACAUAUGUAUGUGUCCGAAAUGAAAACAAGAAUGUUUUUGAUCAAUCAGAAGAGAGCAAAGAAACAAAACUUAUUGAUUUACUAAAGAUUACAGUGGACAAAGCUUUGGAGAGUGACAAUGGACACUUGGAUCUUUUCCUCCGCUUCCUUCUGGGCCUCUCAGUGGAGUCUAAUCAGAAGCUCAUUCGAGGUCUACUGACACACACAGGAAGCAGCUCUGACUGCCGAAAGGACAUAGUUAAAUACAUCAAGUUAAAGUUUGAUCAAAAUCCAUCUCCAGAGAGAUUAAUCAAUCUGUUCUACUGUCUGAACGAGUUAAAUGAUGAUUCACUGGUGAAAGAGAUCCAAAGCUACAUGAACUCAGGUCGUCUCUCUGAAGCUGGACUCUCACCUGCUCAGUGGUCUGCUCUGGUCUUUGUGUUGCUGACAUCAGAGGAGGAUCUGGAAGUGUUUGACCUACAGAAGUUUAUAAGAACAGAUGAAUGCUUUAAGAGACUGCUGCCAGUUUUCCAGGAAGCCAAAAAAGCUCUGUAA
Molecule: messenger RNA, 2805 nt
Organism: Hemibagrus wyckioides
Lineage: Eukaryota; Metazoa; Chordata; Actinopteri; Siluriformes; Bagridae
Product: NLR family CARD domain-containing protein 3-like
Exons: 10
Coding region: 181-2805 (874 amino acids)
Source: RefSeq, a predicted model, not a curated record